AUGGUAUGCCUGCCACAUCUGUUCCUGGUCCUCGUCCUCCACCACCUGUGCCUCCGGCCUGUGUAUGCCGAUGUACCAUCUUUAAAUUCAUCUCCUGAUAAUGCUUAUACUGGUGGCUCUUUUGUUGGAAUAGAAAGUCCUGAAGAAACAUUGAGUAGGAUUGCUCAUGGAAGAGUCCGUGGCCACGAAAAUGCAGCAACUACAAGUGGUGGUGGCAACUACUCUCCACCGAUUGACGAGUUUCCAUUUUUCUGA
This is a messenger RNA of Miscanthus lutarioriparius, 255 nucleotides long. Lineage: Eukaryota; Viridiplantae; Streptophyta; Magnoliopsida; Poales; Poaceae. The record is from the annotation of a GenBank genome assembly.